AAUCAGCGCCAUCUAGACCAUCACCACGUCACUUUAGAAUACGAAGUAAUGUACAACAUGGAAUGAUAUUGUCAAUAAGCAUGUGUGUCCUAAUGGCAGUCACCGUGCAGAAUGGAUAGUCAAAUAUGACAUAAAUGGGCAUGUAAGAUGUCCACGACAUAACCGCUGUCAUUUCGCAGAUAUUAGACAACGAAAUUAUCCAAGUGAACGAGUCAGCCAUUUUUGUUUGAUCUACGAAUUAGUUCUUGUUGAUCAUUUCUGAUAGUGACAUCUCGACUGUGAUCGUCUCAUCAACUCACGCAGACAACCUGCAGGAUGAGUCCACCAAAUGGCAUCUACAUUAUUCAGGGAGAGAUCUCCCUGGUUGUCACGGCGAUGAGGAGGACAUCGCGAUGGGCAACACAUACACAUCAUCAGGAUGAAGACAAUGAUCCAUUGUUUGGCAGCUUCUCACAGCUUAAAGAUGUUCUCAACAACAUCUCAGAUCUGGAUGAGCUUGAGCCUAAUGUUUUUCUGAGCCCUUUCCUUGAAGUUAUCCGAUCUGAGGAUACAACAGGGCCCAUUACAGGACUUGCUCUCACCUCCAUCAACAAAUUUCUCUCCUAUGGCUUAGUUGUUCCAACUCGGGAGUCUGCCUCAGCUGCCAUAGAGAAUAUAGCAGAUGCUGUUACCCAUGCAAGAUUUGUUGGCACCGACCCUUCGUCCGAUGAAGUUGUCCUCAUGAGGAUAUUAUAUGUGUUGAGGACUCUGCUGCUGUGUCCGGCCGGCAUCCUGCUCACUAAUGAGUCUGUGUGCGAGAUCAUGCAGUCCUGCUUCCGAAUCUGCUUCGAGAUGAGACUCAGUGAGCUGUUGCGGAAGUCAGCUGAGCACACCCUCAUGGACAUGGUUCAACUGUUGUUUACACGACUACCACAGUUCAAAGAGGAUCCCAAGUGGAGUGCAAACAUGAAGAAGUUGAAGAUGAGAGCUGGUGGGGUGGACCCAACACGGAUGUCAAAAAGGAAACGUUCUCCAAAACCUCGCCCCAAACGAUCUCACACCAACACGCAGCAACCCACAGACAGUCCCCAGGGUCAUGCCUCUAUAGCAGAGGGUGUGGAGGAGCCAGUAGAACAGCCAGAGGUUAUGGAUACCUCAUCCUUUGAACAUAUAACGACAGACAGAAUCAUUGCCACAACACCUGUAGCACCCAAUGGAGAAGGGGUUAUUGAUAUUACUAGGAGUUUUGAGGCUGCGUCCAAGGCUGAGGAAUCCCAACAACAUACUACACAGACAACAGUUGUAGAAGCCCCAGAACAACUUCCAGCAGACCAGUCUGCAAGGGACCGUCCAUCAGACGAAGCGCCCGAGAACAAGGCACCAGAGGACAAAGCAUACAGGCUCCCUGCAGUAACACUUACAUUGCCAGAAGAUGGUUACCACCUAAAGCAGAAAUCAGCGAGUGACUCUGAGCUGUACUCUGAAGGCGGGGAUGACACAGAAUCUAUAAACUCCACAGCAGACUCAGUGGACACAUCCUCGGUCCAAGACAGCGAGUUCAUCAAUCCUCGGGGUGUCCGCUUCACUCAGCAUCACUAUAUGAAGAAGGUCAGUUCUGGCCCUCUCAUUCCCUAUGGUCUGCCCUGUGUUCGAGAACUGUUCCGAUUUCUUGUGUCUCUCACCAACCCCAUUGACCGCCACAACACUGACGUCAUGAUCCACAUGGGCCUCAGCUUGGCAACUGUGGCACUGGAGGCUGGUGCAGACCACAUCAGUUCAUUCAACUCUCUCUUGUAUCUCGUCAAGGAUGAGAUGUGCAGGAAUCUCUUCAUGCUCCUGCAGGCCGAGAGGCUGUCCCUGUUUGCUGCGUCUCUCCGAGUCUGUUUCCUGCUGUUUGAGUCCAUGCGCUCACACCUCAAGUUCCAGCUGGAGAUGUUCCUGACAAAAUUGAGUGAAAUUAUUGUUUCCGAAUCACCCAAAUUGUCGUACGAAGUUCGUGAGAUUGCCCUGGAGUCUGUGGUCCAACUGUGGAGGAUCCCUGGCCUCGUCACAGAACUCUAUCUCAACUAUGACUGUGACCUGUACUGCUCCAACCUCUUUGAAGAACUCACCAAGCUCCUUUCAAAGAAUGCAUUUCCAGUGUCAGGGCUGUUCACCACACACCUGCUGUCUCUGGACGCUCUCCUGACCGUAGUGGACAGCAUUGAGCAGCACUGCCACAGUCGCAUCCUCACCUCUACCAAAACAGCCAGCAGCAGCAUCGACACUGACCCCAAGCAGCAAGACACAGCAGCUAGCCAGGCUGAAGGAAGUGACCAGUCUUCUGGUUCAGUGGAGGCUGAUGUGGGUGGGGAGAGCAAACUUGUCGGACCCCCCACCACAGGGUAUGGCAUGGCACAGCACAUCAUAAAGGGAAGUCUCACAGGUGGUGAUGCCUCCAAGACUUCAAAGACAAAGGAACCCAAGCGAGGACCACAUAUCAAACCCAACAGGAUGAAGAUUACAUCCAAAAUACCCUCACUUGAAGAACUGGCUGCUAUCAAGCACAAGAAAAAGUUGUACCAGACAGGGACGGAGCUGUUCAACAUGAAGCCAUCUAAAGGCAUCCUGUUCCUCCAGGAGCAAGGCCUGCUAGACUCACCCCUCGACCCAGGACAGGUCGUCAUGCUGUUCAAGGAAAACCCGAAGAUGGACAAGAAGAUGAUUGGAGAAUAUGUCAGUAAUAAGAAAAAUAACAAAGUGCUUGAAGCAUUUGUCAAAUCCUUCAACUUUGAAGAUAUCCGAAUAGAUGAGGCACUGAGGAUGUACCUGGAAGCAUUCCGCCUCCCUGGUGAAGCCCCAGUCAUCUCCUACUUGAUGGAGCACUUUGCAGACCACUGGCAUAAAACCAAUGGAGAGCCGUUUGUCAACAACGAUGCAGCCUUUACACUGGCCUAUGCUGUGAUAAUGCUGAAUGUGGACCAGCACAACCAUAAUGUCAAGAAGCAGAACAUACCCAUGACAGUGGAGCAAUUUAAGAGGAAUGUGUCCAAAACAAAUGGCGGUCAAGAUUUUGAGUCUGAUAUGCUGUGUGAAAUAUAUGCAGCCAUCAAGUCUGAUGAGAUUGUAAUGCCUGCAGAACACACAGGUCUAGUCAAGGAGAAUUACAUGUGGAAGGUUCUGCUGCGUCGAGGUUCAACCAAAGAAGGGGUAUUCCGCCAUUCCCCAACAGGAGCAUUCGACCACGAGUUGUUUUCUCUCAUUUGGGGGCCCACAGUUGCUGCUCUGUCAUUUGUCUUUGACAAGAGCACUGACGAGUCUAUCAUACAGAAAGCAAUAUCAGGUUUCAGGAAAUGUGCAAUGAUCUCCGCUCACUACGGCAUGAGUGAUGUGUUCGACAACCUUGUGAUAUCCCUGUGUAAAUUCACUACACUACUCAGCUCGAUUGACGCCCCCGAAAACAUUCCAGUUACAUUUGGCGUCAACUUCAAGGCUCAGCUAGCUGGCCGCACUGUAUUCGGGUUGGCACACAGACAUGGGGAUAUACUGAGAGAAGGCUGGAAGAACAUCCUGGACUGUAUGCUGCAACUGUUCAGAGCCAAACUCCUGCCAAAAGCCAUGAUAGAGGUUGAAGACUUUGCAGAUGCAAGUGGGAAAAUUUCCAUUGUAAGAGAAGACAAUACAGCAAACCAAAGAUCUGAUUCGGGAGUGCUGAGCAGCUUCUACUCCUACUUCUCCCUAUCGGAGUCGUCCAAUCAAAAGGGACCAUCACUAGAAGACCAGGAGUCCAUCAAACAGGCUCAGAGCUGCAUCCGUGACUGUCACCUUGACCAGCUCAUCAUUGACAGCAAGUUCCUCAGAGAAGAUUCACUUCAGGAACUGGUUAAGGCACUGAUCGUGGCAUGUCAGGGCUCUGAGGAUGGCUCCACAAUGGGGCUCCAGUAUGAUGAAGAUGCAGCAGUGUUUUUCCUGGAGCUGCUCAUUAAGGUGGUGCUACAGAACAGAGAUCGUGUGAACCCAAUCUGGCAGGCUGUGAGGGACUUUCUCUACAAUGUGGUUGUCAAUGCUAAUGAACACACCUUCUUAAACGAACGUGCUGUAGUUGGACUGCUGCGAUUGGCUGUGAGAUUAUUACGGAGAGAAGAAAUUGCUUCUCAGGUGCUCACAUCGCUCAGGAUAUUAAUGAUGAUGAAACCAAAUGUGAUACACAGUAUAAGUCGCCAGGUGGCGUUCGGACUUCAUGAAUUGUUGAGGACUAACGCAGCAAACAUUCACUCCAGCCAGGACUGGUAUACUCUGUUCAUGUUGCUGGAGAUAGUCGGGGCGGGAGCUAAUCCUCCACCUGUCAUGCAGGUGUGUUCUGGUGUAGAUGUAGGCGAGGCCAUUCACGAUGCAGGUGCCCAGAGUGACAGUGAAAUAGUCAGUGAAAGCUGCAUAUCGGAGCUGAGUGACCGGGGGUACACGUCUGACAGUGAGCUGUAUGAGAGUCAGAGUAAGCAUCACCAUCAACGGGGGCAGGCAGAACUACAGCUCAGGCCAAUACCAGACAAUGGCAGCUGGCUGCUGGUGAACAAAGAGGAGUCCAGCAACCCUCAACCUCCACAACGCAAGAAGUCCAACCCAAUCAACCAGUUCAGCAUCGACUUGAAUGAAGAACUCCAUUACUGUGAUAGCAAAGCCCUUCUCAAGUCGUCGGAAACACUCUCAUUCCUUGUACGAGAUGCUGCUCAUGUUACCCCUCAUAACUUCGAAAGCUGUGUUCAUGCCAUCCGGACGUUUGUGGAAGCAAGUGUUAACGGAGGUCAUCUGAAGUCUUCAUUACCUCAAAACAAAGAAAGAAGAUCACAUAGGAUUCCCCGAUCAAAGAGAAACAGCAUCAAGUUGAUGAAGAAGUCCCAGUCGUCUCCGAGCGAGUUAUCUCACAUGACUAACUCCGAUGAUGAGGGUGAUGGUGAUGGAAUGACCGCUGGCCUGCACUCACUGUCGAUACAGCUGCUGGAUCUCAUGCACACGUUACACACACGGGCAGCUACCAUCUUCAGCUCCUGGGCGGAGGAGGAAGAAAAAGAGGAAGAAUCUGUGAAGAUUGAUGCAGGGACCAGCACACUAUGGGGCAAGUGUUGGUGUCCCCUCCUGCAAGGUAUUGCUCGGUUGUGCUGUGAUGGCCGACGGGGGGUGCGAAGCCAGGCUCUGACCUACCUUCAGAGGGCGCUGCUCGUACACGACCUGCAGACUCUGUCAGCUGUAGAGUGGGAGGCCUGCUUCAAUAAGGUGUUGUUCCCACUGCUGACGAAGCUGCUGGAGAACAUCAACCCUCAGGACCCUGCUGGUAUGGAGGAGACACGCAUGAGAGCAUCAACUCUGCUUUGCAAGGUGUUCCUGCAACAUCUGACACCACUGCUGUCGCUGACAACGUUUCAGCGGCUAUGGCUGACUAUACUUGACUUCAUGGAGAAGUACAUGAAAGCUGAUCGUAGUGACUUGCUGUCGGAAGCUAUUCCGGAGUCCCUGAAGAACAUGCUGCUGGUGAUGGAUACAGCUGGAAUCUUCCAGACCGGAGAUGGACGAGAGUCACAGUUCUGGAAACUCACCUGGGACAAAAUAGACACCUUCUUACCUCAUCUCAAAGAAGAGCUCUUCAAGCCAUUUGAACCUGAACACAGACAUAUAGACCGAACUGCAACAAGUCCACCUGCAGCUUCUCAGGCUGAGUAUGUUGAGAGUCUGCCUACAUCACAAGCACCUGCUGCCCAGGCUGCCCCUCAACCAGCAGAAGACUGUCCCCCACUGGAGGGUAUCACUGUCAUCAAGGACACACGACCAGAAUACACUGUGCCAUCUCCUCCUCGUCCCAGCAGCCCGCUGAUGUCGAAUCCAGACCCGUCUCCUGCCGGCACCUCCUACAUCCUCCAACCACCCUUGCCAACAGUUACCUCCCUUUCGUCCUCCCAGCCUAGUCCUCCAGAUAGCGGAGAGUCCUCGUCACCUGGUCAGCGACAGCCAAUGAUGUUGGGGACCUCGUCCAGACAGUCCCCUGUCAUUCAUACAAUAUAACCACACUUCAUUGUCCUGUACCAACAGAAGAUCAACAUCACUCUCAUUAGGAUGACUUGAAGCAAACACCUGCUCCAGUAAUAGGAAUCCUGCCUUUUAGAAUCCUGCAUGUUAUACACAGACGUUAAAUGAUUCUGCAGAUAAGCUGUCUGGUGUCUGCAAAGUCCGUGGGUUUUAUUUCAUGAUGCGAGGAGACGGUUGUUGAGGUGUAACGCCAGUUCAUGGUGAUGUUCGUGGAGACAGGAAGGUACUCUCCAUCUUCAUCUCCACUACACGAUUAAAAACAGGAGACUUGACCUUGUUGAACAAGUCUUCUAUCAUUCUUGUGAACAGUGUUCCCCUUACUGUUGACAGGCUAAUGGUAGCCAAACAAGAACCAUUGUCCAUUCCCAACUACUAGUAUUUGUUAUUCACGUGGAUUACAUAAGAUUAGCACAGGCAGUAUAAUGUAAUCAAAAGUUAAGCCCCAGUGGUCCGAUUUGACAGCCAAAACAAGACCAUAUGUUUGAUGCUUGUUAGAAGUGACACCUUCGUAUUUGCAACAAUAUUGACAUUUUUUUACUUUUCACAAGGUUAAGGUCAUGUCAUAUAAGCCAUCAUGUCCGUCACACAAAUGGCAAAUGUGCUUUUUGUUUUCUUAAAAAACAUUUUAUGGGAUCAAUUGGACAAACUGCAUUUAUUUCAUAUUGGAAGUUGUAUUUAAAGGGUAAUUAUGUACACACGAAAUUGUAAUGAUUUUAUGGUUUUUGUAAUGUCCAGUCUUGUUUGAUAUUAGAGUCGAGAAUUUGACUCUUAUGCAUGGAAAGUAUUUCAGGAAAGAUAAAAAUGUUGGUACUCUUGGAGUACUUAGUACUUUUAUGCACAACCUCAAACAUUAGAUUAUUUAUUUACUUCACAUAUGCAAUGUAUAAUAAUCAGAUUAAUAUAUUUUACCACACGCAUUUUGUAUGAUCUAUCUCAUACAAGUGUAUAAAUUUAAAAGGAAAAGGUCUGUGGAAGUUGUCAUGGCAGACCUUAGAUAUGUUUGCUUUAAUCUGAUGGAUUAGAAUUGUCCUGAGUUUACACAUUGUGUUAUAAUAAUGACUGCUUUGGUGAAAGUCAUUUUGUAUUACUGCAAACACAAUUGCUUUUAGGGAUGUGGUUUGUGUUUCAUAUAUAUUUCUCGUCAGUUUCAUCAGAUUGUGAGUAUAUCAUCAUUUGCCAUGUCUCUAUCCUCUUUUCAAGCUGGCAUGGUGAUAGCCUCUUACGCUUCUGAAUAACGGUUUAUGUUUUCCUUUUCGGCAUAGCUUAAACUGAGUUAGACAAUGUACGUCACAGUUUAUCAGUCAUAAGGUUGUGUCUGUGAUUGUGAUUCAUUAUCUGUGCUGAGGGUUAUUAAAGCUAUUGUUCCAAGUCAUAUGUGACUGUUACUUUUUUCCCCCAAACUACAUGUUGGAUUAAGUGAACCAUUCUUGUAACAAUUCAGACCAAGAUUUGGUUUCUUAAAGACAUCAUAAACACCAUUUGACAAACUAAAUUAAACACUAUUUGAAGUUUUAAGAUCAUUCUCAGAAGUCUCAAGCUUCAGGAAACAGAAAUGUCUGAAUGAGAAUAAUCAUAGGUAAUGUUAUCAGAAGAUGCUCAACUUUGUGACGAUAUUGCAUGAACAGUGUACACAACAUAUAUACUACUCGAAAAAGGUUAAGAAAUGCUGAUGUUCUUUACAUCUUGUGAGUAGUUUACAUUGGGAAUGAAAUGGCAUGAGUGUUUUAAUGUAUCACAAACAAUUCCAUGUUUGUGUUGGGUGAGCUUCCUGGCACUUGGGACUACUUAAUGAUAUAUAUUAAUGGUCCAUUUGGCUGGGAGUUUUGUGUCCAUGCAGUAGUAAUGUUCUGUGAUUGAUGUUCGAAUUUGUUUAUCACAAAGCAGCCAUUCACACUGUAACCACACACAUAUUUGUUUGGGAACGUUUUCAAACUGCAUCUAAGCAUGCUAAAUUUGGGAUUAUUGCAAGAUCUAAACUUGGGAUUUUUUCUUAAUACCUACCUUACAACAGCUUGCAAAACAAGUGUUAGAUUCUAGUCAACCUAACUCUAUUGUGUCAAAAAUAACUGUAAUUUAUUAUUUGUAAUAUUUCAUCUAUGAUAAUUUGUUAGCAACCUCUGCCAAGAGUAUUUGUGGAAAUAAUUAGAAACAAAUUAAGAUUCUCAUCAACACUUGAUUCUGAUGAAGAAAUACGACUGUUUGUGACGUAUUCAAGAUGCAAGUUAUUAUUCCCCAAUACAGUGAACCUAUUUAAAAAAUUUUUUCAGCAAAACAUCAUGUGUUUUACAAUUUGUUCAAACUAAAAUGAAUGAAAUGAGUAACAACGGAUAUUUGAUUACUUUCCGGUUGUGAACUAAGUCAUAUCUGCAAAAAUUGGUAAUGUUCAAGUACAAUUUCAUAUCUCUUCACAUAAACUAGUCCUUUGGUAUACUACCCAGUUAUGUUCAUGACAAGCAAUCCCAGAUUUUGCCACUAACGCAUGUGCAGUAGGUUGCAUUGUAUUUUAUUUUAUUGAGUAAACUUCAGAGUAGUACGAAACGUACACAUUCUGUACUGGAGGCUGCCUCUUUUUGUACAUAUCACUCAUUAUUUAAAAUAAUCAUUUGUAGAUAGAUUCCUCAUUGUUGCCAAAUCAAACUAUGUUUGAAUUUCAAUUUUAAGAAUCAGACUUUUGAUUCUUCCUAUAAUAUAUAUUGCAGUGUCACAAACAUGUUAAAGGUCGAGUCAUAAUGUACAGGUUCAUGUGUAGAUUGUCUUGUCAGUUACUAGUUUGUGCCUGCAUUACCGCAGUGGCUAGCCAAUACCCAGGCAUUGUAUAAUGUAGACACUUCCAUAUGAUCUUGGGUUAUGGUAUUUCCAUGUAGUUUGAGUAAAGCUUUUUUAGUGUAUGCAUUGUUAAUUUUCUCUUUAGGGAUGCAGGUGUCCAAGUCACAUCUCUGCAUAGUUGCCUCCCCUAGAUAUGUCAGGAUGCACUGGUUCCAUGCCAGAUUUGCAAAUUGUUAACCACGAUCUGUCAGCACGUAUGAAUGCUGGUUACUUCCAGGUUACCUGACACAUUGAGCGGACAGGCCA
Molecule: messenger RNA, 9108 nt
Organism: Haliotis rubra (blacklip abalone)
Lineage: Eukaryota; Metazoa; Mollusca; Gastropoda; Lepetellida; Haliotidae
Product: Golgi-specific brefeldin A-resistance guanine nucleotide exchange factor 1-like
Exons: 38
Coding region: 316-6012 (1898 amino acids)
Biological process (GO): regulation of ARF protein signal transduction
Molecular function (GO): guanyl-nucleotide exchange factor activity
Source: RefSeq, a predicted model, not a curated record